AUUCCUCUCCAGAUACUACACUCCACACUAUGCCAUCACUCAGCGCCUCUGCCUCACCCAACGUCGCUUUACCCCCCUCACGUUCACGCUCGCAAUCCCCAAUCCGACCUCCCUACUCCCCAAUAACACCAACAAUCUCCUCCGCGCGCCUAGCCACCACCACUCCCCCCUCUAACGCCUCUCAAACACGCCCCACCUCCACCUACACCCAUGCCCAACCACCUCAAACCUCGAUCCCGCAACCGGCUCCUAUACCUUUCACAACCGUUACCUACGAGGAGAAUCCCGAUGUCCUUGCGUUAAAGAGCGCAGCGAGUAUACUGCAGAUACAAGCGAGGAAUGCGGUUAAGGAUAUCCAGGCCCUGCAGAGGAUUAAGGAGAGGGCUUUGAGGGAUCCGGCGGCGUUUGGACAAGCGCUUGAGAGUGGCGUGGUCAGAACUCGUGCUGAUCCGUUGUACAAGCCGGGAGAAUUUGAGAGUGAGGAAGAGGAUGAUGGGGAUGGGGAUGUGGAGAUGGGAGGGGGGAAGGGGAAUGGAAAUGGGAAGGAGGGGAAAGGGGAGAAAGUUAGGAAAGAAGGGAAGAGGGAGGGCCCGGGAGAGAAAUGGGAGACGUUGCCUGCGCCCCAGAAUAUUGUGAGAUGUCCGCCGGUGAACUGGAAUCAGUAUGCGGUUGUGGGUGACUCGUUGGAUAAGAUACAUAAAGAUCAGCUUGAGCGGCCGAGUGAGGGGGUCCCGAUGAAGGUUGGCAGUGAUGGGCAACUUAUUAGUGGCGGGGAGGGGGCCAGGAGACAACAUGAUUUGGGGGUCGCCGCGCCGUAUCAGCCGGGAAGGGAUAAGAUCGAGAAGAUGAGUACGAGGAGGGGUGGGAAAAGAUGAGUGGAGGGAGGGGCUUGGGUGGCGUUAUGAUAUCACGAUAGUGGAGUUUGAGCAUGGCAUGGUGCUAGGGUUGCUUUGGUCCUGGGAUAGAAUAUUGUCGGAGCACAGGAGGAAAUGUUCACGCUGUAUGGAAUACAGACGAACCUGAUUACAGAAAUCGGCAUUUUCAUAGAGGCAACAAUGCAUUAGAUAGGUCUCCAAUCCAGCGUCUACAACCUUCGUAUUUGCUAUUCUUUCGUCUUGUCCUCCUAACUCCUAAGACACAUAUCUACUAGAAUCAUCAAGCUGCAGAGUCA
This is a messenger RNA of Hyaloscypha bicolor E, 1171 nucleotides long. RefSeq lists its product as uncharacterized. The record is from RefSeq and is a predicted model, not a curated record. The transcript has a single exon. Bases 30 to 875 code for a protein of 281 amino acids. Lineage: Eukaryota; Fungi; Ascomycota; Leotiomycetes; Helotiales; Hyaloscyphaceae.